AUGGGCCAUUUCCCCCUCCAAACAUGGCUUCUGUGGCUAGGAGCUUUGGGCGCAAUAGCUCAAUCGCCAUAUCGAUCACAAGAACCAAUAAACGAUCCUCAUAAGUAUGCGAAAGCAUGUCCAGAUUAUAAGAAGUAUUCGACGUUUAGGCAUGGGCCAGUAUCUGAUGGACCUAUGGAAUUGCCUUUUCAACGGCCUGCUGAGGAGUGUCGAACAUUCUCCUCCCCUUUGGUGGAGAAGGUCAUCGAUGAUAUGUCACUUAAGAUGGUUAACAAGGACCUCGCGAGACUGUUCGAAAACGCUUUCCCCAAUACUCUCGAUACAACUGUACGAUGGCACGUCGACGGAACUACAAAGCAUACGGAAUUGAAGGCGAGAAGUGCCCAGAGCAAUCAGAAAUGGCAGGGAGCGCAGUCAUUCGUGGUUACGGGAGACAUCAAUGCGGAGUGGCUCAGAGACUCUACAAACCAAUUGCUACAGUAUCAGCCUUUGUCAAACAAAGAUCCAGCUAUUUUCAAUCUGAUUUUGGGAGCUAUCAAUACACAAGCAGAGUAUGUUAUACAGUCGCCUUAUUGCAACGCGUUUCAACCGCCCCCGCCCUCGAAGCUUGCUGCAUCGCAAAACGGACAAGAUGACAAUGUCCACCCCGCAUACGAACCAUCUUUUGUCUUCGAGUGUAAAUACGAGCUCGAUUCCCUUGCCAACUUUCUGGCUUUAGGAAACGCUUUCUACAAUCACACUAAAUCGACUGACUUUAUCAAUUCGCGGUGGCUGACCGCACUGGAUACACUUCUCAUGGUCAUUGAGCAACAAUCCGAAUCGAGCUUUGAUUCAAAGACUGGUCGUUUCCAACGUAAUGCCUACACAUUCAGUCGUCGAACCGAUCAGGGAACCGAAACUUUACCAUUAUCUGGUGUUGGAAACCCAUUGAAUUACGGUACAGGCUUGAUAAGGAGCGCAUUCCGCCCUUCGGACGAUACUACGAUUCUGGGUUUCUUCAUCCCAGCCAAUGCGCAGAUGUCCGUCGAACUGAAACGUACCGCCGAGAUCCUCAAAGUAGCCAAACGUUCCGAUUUAGCCCAAACUCUCGAGAAGCGUUCGCAAAGUAUCAAAGAUGGCAUUAUGAAGCACGCCGUCGUACAACACAAGAAAUGGGGUAAAGUAUUUGCAUAUGAAGUAGAUGGCUAUGGUGGGCAAAUUCUUAUGGACGAUGCCAAUGUGCCUAGUCUCCUCGCACUGCCAAUCCUCGGUUUCUGCAGCAAUGACGAUCAAAUCUACAAAAAUACUAGAAAGAUGAUUUUAUCUAAAGAGGGAAAUCCAUACUAUCUCGAAGGGAAAGCAUUCAAAGGCAUCGGAGGGCCACAUAUCGGCCCUGAAAAUGCAUGGCCUAUGUCUUUACUGUUGCAAGCCAUGACUAGUAAUGAUGAUGAUGAGAUCAUGGAAUGUUUGAAUUUAGUUUUGAAAGCGAGUAGAUUGGGACUUAUUCAUGAGAGCAUUAAUGUCAACCGUAUACAGGAAUAUACGAGGAGUUGGUUUGCAUGGGCUAACUCAGUCUUUGCGCAAACAAUUCUCGAUCUCGCAAAACGGAAACCCCAUCUUUUGUUCGGGGAGGGCGCUGAUCCUUACGACCUCGAGACUUGA
This is a messenger RNA of Botrytis byssoidea, 1641 nucleotides long. RefSeq lists its product as uncharacterized. Lineage: Eukaryota; Fungi; Ascomycota; Leotiomycetes; Helotiales; Sclerotiniaceae. The record is from RefSeq and is a predicted model, not a curated record. The transcript has 2 exons. Bases 1 to 1641 code for a protein of 546 amino acids. Gene Ontology annotation, biological process: carbohydrate metabolic process.